Puccinia graminis f. sp. tritici CRL 75-36-700-3 is the source of this 2644-nucleotide messenger RNA. RefSeq lists its product as uncharacterized. The coding region runs from base 640 to 2343 and encodes 567 amino acids. NCBI's taxonomy places the organism in Eukaryota, Fungi, Basidiomycota, Pucciniomycetes, Pucciniales, Pucciniaceae. The transcript has 9 exons. The record is from RefSeq and is a predicted model, not a curated record.
ACAUGAUCGAUAUCCCUUUGUUGAGAAAUUGAGAAUUCUCGCUUUGUGGCUACAUAUUUAUUUAUGGGUUCAUUUCGCGGCUCUGCAGUCGGACAAAGGGACAUCGACCGGUGCUUGCAAGCAUGCAGAAUGGAUGUGAUGUGAUCGUUUUCGAGAUUAACCUUAUGGGACGAUUUGGCAACUGUCUCCGUUAUUCCUGAUUCAUCAAGCCAAUGUCUGCACUGUACCCCAUCGGUCUCAUUGGCACUGAUAGAUCGCAGAACGUCGGCACUCCUCAGAAUCACUAUCCGUCGAUCAAGUUAGAAGGUGGUCCCGAUGUUUUUCAACGCUAUGUAACCAAAUCUAGUCACAUUCCCCCCAGCGGCAGGUGACAACGUCCCAACCUAGCGAGAAAGAGUCAAGCACUCUGGCCGCCAGGGUCAUACAGGGUGCUCAGGUUUAAGACUGCCUCAUUUCCACCUGACCUGCGUCUGUUCUCUGCAACUGCCACUUCCACGGCAAGAAGACGCCGCCCCUGACCAACAUUACGCUCGCCCCGCUCAUUAUAAUAACCCCACGUUAGCCUUCACGAGCUGAAGCCCGUUUAUCAUCCCUCAGAAGCGUCCGAGUAACUUGCUCCUUGCUCCCACCAGCCCGAAAAUGAUGUCUCAGAGUUCAAAAAUCCAAACCGGCCUCUGCUUUCUACUGUUCUUGUUACCGUUCGUCAUCCUUGAUGAUCCUCGUACCCAAGUGAUUUUUUCUCCGAAAGGUUCCAUCAGAGGAGCUGAGUCCAAGACGAGGGACGUCUUCCAAUAUUCACUUCGCUACGCUCAGCCGCCCGUUGGUCAAUUGAGAUGGCGCGACCCAUUGCCGGUCAAUCGUUGGAAUGGGAUUUUCGACGGUACCAAUGCGCCGCCUCUCUGUCCCCAACCAAACAUCCCCUCCCAGCAGAGCUUUAGUGAAGACUGCUUGUAUUACACAGUAUACAGCCCAGUAAAUAGAGUGGGGAAACUCCCCAUCUUUGUCUGGCUCCACGGUGGUUCCUUUGUCCAAGGUGGCGCAACCAACUAUGGACUUGAUGGCUCCGCGUUGGCCGGAAAGUCCAAUAUGGUUGUGGUUGUAGUACAGUACAGGCUUGGGUUACUUGGAUUCUUAAAAGGUUCCCUUGCGAGAACAAAUCCUCCUAUCAGUGGAAACUAUGCAGUAAAAGAUGUGAUCACAGCUCUGAAUUCCAUCAAGGAAUUGGCCGAUACUUUUGGUGGUGACCGCAACAGCAUUACCUUGGCCGGUCAAUCCAGUGGAGCUGAAAUGAUCAAGACACUUUUGGUGACCAGAUCUGCAUCUGACCUGUUCCAAAGAGCUAUUCUUCAUUCUGCACCACUGAACUACGGCGAUCACUCAGUCAAAACGGCCGAUGCUAUAGGUGCAAUUGCGAUCCCUUUAUUCAAUUGUCAAGAUGAUUGUUACAGAUCUUACUUAGACGUAGACACCAUUCUUGAGGUUCAAAAUGCUCUGAUGGAUCAGCUUCCAAAUCGCCUCCCCGAAGUCGCUGCCUCUGAGCCGUUCAGGCCGUUCGUCGACAAUGCACUGAUUACCACAGACUUCAUGCGUGCUAUCAAUUCUCCGGGCAGUAGGGAUCUUUACCUGGGAAGCCGACAGAUCAUAUUUACAACCGUCAAGGACGAAGCCGCUCCCACCAUUGAGUAUCGAGCUAAAGACUUGAAAUCCAUCGGCCAAAUUCCCCUAUUGAUCAAUGCCGCUCUAGGUUCUCUCGAUCCCAACCGUAGCUCAGCUGUUCAGUCAUCUCAUGUCUACAGCCGCGAAUUAGGUUUUGAACUCAUUUUUAGAAACAGAAUUCAAGCUGCCAAAGAGACACUUCUCCUGUUCGGAUCCGACUAUAUUUGGACAUGUGCCAAUCAGCAGGUAGCCGUCAAUUUGACUCGAAACUUCCCCCCUCCCGGGGGAAACAACACAAUCUGGCUUGCCGAGUUCGACUUGGGAAUUCCCUACCCUUCAACUCAGAACAUUCCCCUGUGUCGAGGAAAGGUUUGUCACGAAGACGACAUUUUGGCCGUUUUUGGAACACCGAAAGAUUAUUCCGGUUUCCUGUCAUAUUCACAGAGGAAAUUGAUAACUGAAGUCGGCAAACGCUGGGCGGCUUUCGCCGCGUCUGGAUCCCCGAACCUCGACGGCUAUGCUACUUGGUCCCCCGUGGCAAAUGGCGAUGAACUCAACCUCUUGAGAUUUGGCGAAACUUUCGGGAAGAUUACACCGGAUCAAAGACCCUGGGCAUGCAGUGAGAGUGACGGUUUUUGGGGAACGAAAGUUCGGUUCGAUUCUCAAAUCACAAGUGGCUCUUCAUAGUUUCAAUCUCCCUUGAUCAUCUUGUCACAAUUCUCCAUCUGGAGUAAUUAUUUUUAUCAGCCUUUUAUGUCUAAAGAUCGAUUACGUUGUGUUAAGUUUCUCUUGAAUCCUUCAUGUCGAGCAGAGUUGCUCUUGUUUCUGAGAGAUCAUACUGUUAUGAAAGUCCUGUACCCGAAGUGUGCUUCUCAAAGUAAAUGGUGACAUCCCAAAGGUUCAGUGGGUGAAACUAAUGUUUUUUACAAGCACGCCGAAAGAGUGUUAUUGGAUAGUCGAUAGCAAAGUAAUACUAAUAGUAAAAUCA